Molecule: messenger RNA, 1352 nt
Organism: Clupea harengus (Atlantic herring)
Lineage: Eukaryota; Metazoa; Chordata; Actinopteri; Clupeiformes; Clupeidae
Gene: rfxap
Product: regulatory factor X-associated protein
Biological process (GO): regulation of transcription by RNA polymerase II
Cellular component (GO): nucleus
Source: RefSeq, a predicted model, not a curated record
GAUAUUUCAUCGGCGAAUCUUCCUCACUGCACAUGCGUUUGCGUGUUCGCCGAGUCGUUUGUUGUUUCAUGCUAGCGGAAAAGGUUCUGGCAGACCACUGUCGGUAACAUGGGCAAUGCUUGACAGUAGCCAGCCAUAUUCACCGUAAAAAUACAUCUAGCGCAUUGGGUAGUGUCUUUCUAUAACCGUGCUUUUCGUGGAUUUUUAAGAUUGCGAGGACAUAUGUAUUUUGUAUAUAUGUAUGAAUUAGCUGACUAACUGUAAUAGUAGUAAUAGUAGCAGAGUCCUAGACCAAAAUCAAGCUAACGUUAGCCAGGGUGACUUGUUCAGUUAACUUUAGGUGCAAUAGUUUGCUAGCAAGUAGGUUACAUUGUCUUGCUUAAUCUGAUGCAACCAACGAUCGUUACCUAAAGUGAUAAGAGAUUAACAUUUCAAAAUGACUGAAGAAGAUAACACAGGAUGUCAAGUGAACAACAAAGAUCCCGGGGCUUCAGAGUUAUCUACCAGUGGUGUGGAAAGCAGGAAUCUGGUUACACCCCUGGAGCAAGAGAGCAUGUUUGAUAUGGACGAACAGGACGACGAGAGCGAUGCAUUGGACACAUCUGAUCCGAGAGACAGUGCCGCAAGCCCCGAGGAUAACGACGAGGAAUUUGGCGAGAAUGAGAGUGUUUCGAAGAAGUGCACAUACAGCGGAUGCACGGAAACCACGACGCAGGUGGCUAAAGCACGAAAGCCUUGGAUGUGCAAGAAACACCGUAACAAAAUGUACAAAGACAAGUAUAAGAAAAAGAAGAAUGAUCAGGCUAUGACAUCAGGAAAAUUAGACGAGAGCGGAGAAGAUAGACCCGUCUCUGUCACAAAACAACGUCUUGGGCCAAUGGGUGACCGUCCGGCCAGACCAUCACUUAUCGAACAGGUUUUGAAUCAGAAAAGACUGUCUCUGCUCAGGAGCCCUGAGGUCAUCAGUUUUCUACAGCAGCAGCAGAGGCUCCUGACUAGCCAGGCCAGUACUAAGACACAGUCGGACUAUUGACCAUGAUGGGAGAGCUGUGGUCUGUGGUAUGUCUACGCCCCUGCUGCCUCGUGGCCCGUGUAAAUCCUAACAAUCAAGCCUCAGAAGAGGCUAUAGAAGGAGGCCUGCUGACACAUUUUUUUAUUUAACACGAGCGGAGUACCAAGGACACUAACCUAUGUCACAUUGACAUGACAUUAUCAAUGGGACUGAGGGUAGUUUUGAGGUGUACUGCUCUGUGUGUAGUUUGUAUCAUCUUGUGCUAAGUGACCUGUGAAGAUUGUUAAGCAGUUUUUUUUUAAUGUUGUUCUCUUAACUGCAUCAUGAAGCCGCACGAUAU